Molecule: messenger RNA, 1118 nt
Organism: Hyaloscypha bicolor E
Lineage: Eukaryota; Fungi; Ascomycota; Leotiomycetes; Helotiales; Hyaloscyphaceae
Exons: 1
Coding region: 39-938 (299 amino acids)
Molecular function (GO): protein binding
Source: RefSeq, a predicted model, not a curated record
GUCCUGACGGAAUCGUCCUCCUUGCCAACCGCAAUGAAAUGUACGUUGGGGACGGCGACGGCACCGUCAAAGUUAUCAACCUCUUCACCAACACCAUUGUUGCCAACAUCUCCACGGGGUCGAAAAAGCGUGCCGACGAAUUUGCCUACAACCCCUCAACCCAGACUGUCGUCGUGACCAACGCCAACGAAUCGCCACCUAUGGUCAACAUCCUCGAUGCCGCUACUCAUUCAGUCGUUGGCAACAUCAGUUUUCCCGGGGCAAGCGGUCUCGAGCAGCCAGCUUUCAAUCCGGGAGACUCGCAGUUCUACGUCUCUGUUCCCGAGACGACCGGUGCUCCAGGCGGUGCAAUCCAGCUGAUAAACGUCGUCAAGGGUAGCCUCUCCAUCGCCAAGACCCUUCCAAUUCCUUCCUGUGCCCCAGCCGGGAUUGUGUUUGGACCGUCGGAUCAAGUUUUCAUCGGGUGCUCUGGAUCUCAAGUCUCGAGUUUUGGCUACGCAGCCAGCUACAUCAUGAACGUGACCACCGGGUCCAUCGUCGCCAAUAUCAGCGGCAUCACCGGCAGCGACCAAGUCACAUACUCGGCAAAGACGGGCUAUUACUACGCGUCCGCGUACUUGAAUACCGUGAACGGAGUGCCGACCCCGAUCCUUGCAGUGAUCGCGGCCAACGGCACCGUGCUGCAGAAGAUCGCGACGGACAACGUUACGGCGCAUGCGGUGUCUGUCGAUCCAAGCACUGGGAGCGUGGUUGUGCCGGUCAAGGCCAAGGGUAUCCAGAUCUAUGCCCUCGGUGGUGCAUCGACCACUGCUGGCAGCGGAACUCCAACAUCGUCAACCCCGGCCUCCACGUCGAAGACCUCGGACGCUCAGAGCAAGCGCCUGGGAGCCUUGUUUGGAAUGGUCGCUGCAGCCGCAGCCCUUGCUUGGCUAUUGUAGGAGACACCAGUAGUGUGGAAUUUACGGAGGGAUUAGGGAUGGUAGAGAUAUGUGAGAAUAGUAAAACAUCUUUUGGCAUUUUUGAACUAGUUUCAUUUAGUAGCAGUAUGGUGGUGGUAUGGUGGGUUGGUAUGGCGAUUUUUCAUAUUAGACGAAUACUUCAUUGAAUUUUCAUUGCUC